CUGUGAUGCAGAGGUGAAGGCUGGAUCCGGCUUGACGAUCCGGGAGGAAAGAGGGGCACAGACCGUGAUCCAAAGAGCCAGAGAAGCAGAGUCCGUGAGUGGCAGUGGAGGAGAAACGCAGAGAAAGGGGCAGCCUGGCAAAAUAGGAAGGUAGCCACAGCAUGUGUGGCAGGGUUCUGAAUGAAAUCCUCAUGAUUGUUGCAUGCUUGUUCAAUAAUAGCAAGCCCCAGUCACGUCUCCUUGUGAGCACAUUUGGUCGGAAUCACUGAGCAGAAGCAGAGAAGAGCUGACGACUAUGUGCUUCCAACGCAGGUUGCCGGAGCCCCGUGUUUGCCAUUGGCUGCAGUUCUCUGGUUUGUGUGCAGCUUCCCCCAUCUGGAAUAUGAAAAUGGGAUUGAAGUAGAUAAUUGCUAGCAGCGGGUUUUCAAGAGAGGCUUAGAGGGAGCAGAAUGCCUCUCACACAGCACAGGCUGCCUGUGCUGAGAGAGCUCUGAGAGAUGAUUUUAGAUGUUACCCACGUCUGAAUCUCCUGGAAACUUUACCAUGGAAGCAAGCCAUUGCGCACAGUCCUGGAGCUAACAUCCAAAAGGGGCAAGGAAGGGGCAGCAGGGACAAACAAUGGGAUACCUUGUCCUUGGAUUGCUCACAGAAAAGCCAGCAGGCACUCCCCUCCAGUCCCCAGCAAAAAGGGCAUGAAGGUGGCGAUGAACUGAAUUUUACCCAGUGAAGCUCCAGUGGCUUUUCAGAAGGAUGGGAUACACUGACCCCUCAUCAAGCCGGGAUUUGCUGGGAAACAGAACUUUGUUCUUCAUCUUCAUCUGCGCCUUUGCCGUGGUCACCUUGCUGCAGCAGAUCCUCUACGGGAGAAACUAUCUCAAGAGAGGGCUGCAGUUUAGCUGGCAGAAUGGAGAGGAAUUGGCAAAUUGGACCGGCACCUUUAAUUUCACGGAUGACGGACCAGUGAAGAGUGGCAGUGACACAGGCACCAGGUACUUUGAGUUUUAUGAAGGGCCUUUGGAAUACAACUCCACAAAAUGCCUGGAAUUAAGGCAGGACAUCAUUGAGGUGAAGGUCUUGUCUAUGGUGAAACAAACCGAAUUGUUCGACAGAUGGAAGAGCCUACAGAUGUGCAAAUGGGAGAUGAAUGUCACAGAAGCCAAUUUAUUCAAGUCUACUCUGUCAAGGUGUUGCAACGCCCCAUCCUUUCUGUUCACCACCCAGAAAAAUACUCCCUUGGGAACUAAACUGAAAUAUGAAGUGGACACGAGUGGAAUCUUUCAUAUCAACCAAGAAAUCUUCAAAAUGUUUCCUAAGGACAUGCCGUACCACCGUUCCCAGUUCAAGAGGUGUGCAGUGGUUGGGAACGGAGGAAUUCUGAAGAACAGCAGAUGUGGCCGGGAGAUUGACAGCGCAGACUUCGUGUUCCGAUGCAAUUUGCCUCCUAUAUCUGAGAAAUACUUCAUGGACGUUGGGGUGAAGACAGAUGUUGUGACAGUCAAUCCCAGUAUAAUCACUGAGAGGUUCCACAAGCUGGAGAAGUGGAGGAAGCCCUUCUACGACGUGCUCCAGGUGUACGAGAACGCCUCCGUGCUGCUGCCGGCCUUCUACAACACGCGCAACACGGACGUGUCCAUCCGCGUCAAGUACGUCCUGGACGACUUCGAGUCCCAGCAGGCAGUUUAUUACUUCCACCCCCAGUAUCUCAUCAACGUCUCGCGCUACUGGCUCGGCCAGGGCGUGCGGGCCAAGCGGGUCAGCACCGGGCUGAUCCUGGUGACUGCGGCCCUGGAGCUCUGCGAGGAGGUGCACCUCUUCGGCUUCUGGGCCUUCCCCAUGAACCCCUCAGGGAUUUUUAUAACUCACCACUACUACGACAACGUGAAGCCUCGCCCCGGCUUCCACGCGAUGCCCUCGGAGAUAUUCAACUUCCUCCACAUGCACAGCAAGGGGAUCCUGCGGGUUCACACGGGGACCUGCAGCUGACAGGGACACUGCGAGAGUGUGGCGGGAGCUCGAUGGCCUGUGUACGGUGUAGGAGGUUUUGUUACAGCCCGAGAUUAUGCAAUAAUUGUUUGAUAUAAAUUUCCUCAAGGCAUUGCAUCCCAUAAGAUCUAGGACACCAGCAUCUUUCCUGCUAGCAGAGUUGGGUCCGUAACAGUGUGGGAGAAGCAAAACUCCUGUGCCCCAGGGUACAUGCUGUCCUGGAAAGCAAGUCAGAUAAGAAGCACAUUUACAAUACAUUUAGGGAUAAAUAGAGCACAUUAAUGUAUUUAUCAUUUCACUAUGGAGAAAAGCACCAAACUUUUGAGGAAAAACCGAGGUGGAGAAUUUUAGUAUAGAUUAUGUGACUUUACAUAGGUUUCUGAAUCGAGUACCUUGGGGUAUUGCCAGAUGUUAUUGAACACUCUGUUCUCUGGCCUUUAGAUUUUUGAAAAUACUCUUUAGCAUUAUAGCUUAAUGGGGAUAUAUAACUUAAAAUCUUUGUUCUGUAAUGUCACAAAGUGUUGAUCAAAAAUAGCAGAUAGAUGUGUUAGGAAUAAACAAAAUCACUUUAUGAAUUUUUUCAACCAGGAUAGAACAGAAUGUUGAACUCCCAUUCACAGCAACAGGUAACUGUGUGAAUCAUGUCGUGAUACUGUUUUAGAGAUUGUUUUUUCUUCCUUCUUGCGCCUUGCAUUUCUGUUCUCCUCUGCUGACUGUGCUUCCUUUCUCCUUGUCUGUGAUGCUUUCCUUCUGGCUAACACAUGGCAAUGUGUGCGCUUCCUCCUACAGCCACCAUCUCAGCAUCACAUUGGAGUCCUUGCUGAAAAAACAAGCUCCUUCACAAGGUUUUCUUGAGAUGAAGAGCAAGGGGAUUACAUAGUUCUAUUUUGCAAGUUGAUUUUUUGGUCCAGCAUAAGAUAAGGAAAAAAAACAUUUUCUCAUUGAUUUUUAUUAGAGACUUUGUAAAAGUAUCUGAAUGUUGAUUCACUGUUGUACAGGUUGAGUUAACACUUUCAGGUAUCUGUAAUAUGUUAAUGUCAGGAAAUGAAGUUAAAAUUCAGAGAAGUUAUUUUGUGGCUUAGAUUAUGAUGCUUAUUUUAAAAUUUUGCAUCUUGAGAUGUCAGAUGUCUUAAUGUGGCAUUUUUGUAUAUUGAGAAUGUUAUUAGGAUAGUAAAAGGGCUGGUGGUGUAUUCUUUAAAUGUCAUCAGUGUAGCUCUGUCAGGUAUGCCAAGCCUAAUUUUUCACCUGCUAAAGUUGACAAAAUCCUGAAGCAGAGCAGAAGCCACAAGUGGCUGGAGUUUGUUUUGCUGUAGCAGGCUGCUGGUAUAUGCCCUUUCGUACUGGUAUGGCUGCAUACACAGGAGGUGAGGUUUGCUGUUCCAGCUGUGCUGGCAUAGUUAAAGUAACAGAGUUUCCCUGUCUAACUUCUUAGUCUGAAGCACUAGGGCUGUUGCCUUGUCUUGUCUUGUGUAGAUUAUAAGAUCUUUGAUCAAGGAUUUGAAGUUUAAAGUUCUGUAUGAGGGAUUUUUUUUUUUUUUUUUUUUGGUGCGGGGGGCUGGUGGGGAAAGGGUUUAAAUCCAAAUAUGGGCUUGCAUUUUGACUUUGUUAUGCAUGAAUGCACAAAGCUUCUUUUAAAAGCCUCUGUGCUGUGCUGAGAGCUGUGCAAGUUACUCACACUACAGAUAAAAUGAUCACAAAGAAAGUGAAAGCACGUUGGCCACCAUUUCAAAAGCCCCUGCUGGCCAGCAGUGACCUGGAUGGUAUGUGAGAGUGCACUUUAUUUACACUACACUCCUGAGGUUUGAUUACUUUAGAAGCAACCCAUAUCCUUGACGAAGGAGUCAGUACUCACCUGGGAAACACCAGCCAGGGGCAAGUGAAGGACCAGUGCUUAAGCUUAAUAUGUUAUUUGUGGUGAUGUGUUUUAGAUCUUACAGUUACACUGCGUGUUAUUGAGCACCCCCUCGUAUCGUCUACCUGUGAAAUAGGCAGCACCCCCAUCCACCUGCAGGUGAAAUGGUUUCCUUGACUCAAUAUGCAAAAGAGAUCUUUGUCUUUGCUGUGUUCUGUAAAUUUGUGUGCAAAGGGCUUUGACAAUGAAGUGCUGUGAUGAAAGUGCUAUUUAGAGAGCAAUGUGACACUGCAGGUUGGCCGUCUCGCUGUGCAUUGUUUUAUGAUAACAGUAAUGACACUGAAGCUGGUACUUAGAGCCCUUACUCCUAAUUCUGCCUGAUUUGGGACUAGUAGUGGCUUCAGGUUUGCUUUGCUGCUGCUGCUCUGCUAAGGUUACCUUCUUUAGUAAGAGAUUCUUCUUUACUAUGGUGAUGGAAGUGAACAAAACCAACUGAAAGGAGUCUGAUACAUUGCAAAAGGCACUUCAAAAAAGAUGGGAAAGCACUUGAGAAGCAUCCAUAUGUUGAUAGAAACAGUGCAAAUCCCUCUUUUUAGUUGCAAGAAAUCCUUUUGGACAGACAAAAGGAUAAGCAAAACUGCAUUUACAGUUAAUCUGUAAAUACAGGGUCACAGACAUUUCCUUUCCAUUGUUUGCUUCAUAUAAAUGAGCAAUGUACAUUCACUGUAAUAAGUGCAGUGUUACUGUGUUUAGAUUUUGAUUGCUUAUAAAUCUAUAGCUACUAUAUUUUUUUAAUGAUUUUAAGAAGUGUGUGCAGGUUACUUGCACAUAUGCACCAAAGGCCCAAUCUUGCCACAUUUAUCUGAAAAGAGCCCCCAUUCAGGUGGGUGGGCAUUUUAUUUGUGUAGGGCUGCAGAAACAGGCCCAGAUAUUUCUGUGAAGGUGUACAUAGGUGUACAGUUAAGGAGUGAUUUGCAAGCCAGAAAGAUAAUUAAUUAAAUAUAUAUAAAAUAGUCCUUGGGAUGAAAUACAUGUUGCAACAUGUUCACUUUCUGAUUGAUUUUUCAGGUGUUGCUCAAAAAAUGAUUGCAAAACUAUGGCAUUUGUCAGAAAUGCCAUAUGUAGAAGGGCUUUUGCAGAAAGAAGGACCCUCCUUGGUUUCUGCCAUCAUUCUUUUGUGUGCUGAGCAUAAGAAAAUAUUCUUUUGACAUCUAUCAUUUGUCUGAGUUUGGGGCUGGUUUUGUUUUCCCUUCUCCCAUGAGGUCUAAGCUCCAAAUGUCCAAUCUUAACCUCUGAACAACAGGAUAGAUGAGUGAUAAGAAGUGACUGUCAGGUGUGUUUGCUGCAAGUAAAAGAUGUGUGUAGCACGUUGUGCUUUCCCAGAAAAAAAAGUCUUCAGGCCCCAGAGAAAUCCCUCCACCAAUAAUUCUGAUCUGUCCAUGAAGAAAGGCUGUCAGCUGUCUGGUACCACAUCCUGAGCUUCAGCUGAAAUCUCAGCUCUGCUGCUGAGGAUAUGAAGCCUGAGACAGGCAGAGAGAAAAUGUUAUGGUUUAAUCCCCAAUCCCUCACAUUAUUUAGGAGAAUCCCUUAAGAAGUUCCUGAUACUGCAUACACUGGCAAUGCAAGUUGACUUGGAAAUGAUAACUAGGAUUGCUUUGACUUUAUUGUCGGGUCAACAGAGGAGGCUUAUGAAUCUGCCAGUGCUGUCAUCAAAAGGAAGGAAGUAUUUAGCUGGAAUAGUUUAGCUGAUUGCUUUUGAUUCAUGAAAUCCAACUUUGCUGUUGGACAGAAUGGCUUCAAUGGCGAUAGGGCCAUUAUAAUAUUUUAGCAUAUUUCCUGUGAUUGCAACAGAGUUGUCAAAGCCAGCUCAUGAAUUGCAAAAGGGAGAACCAUGCCAUGACAGCAGCAGCUCCUUCUGCUGCUAUCUCAAUGAGGAGAGACACCGUGCUGAGCAUGGUCUCCUUGAGAAACAAUGUGAAGGGAAUAUAGGAUGCUGCAAGCACAACGCUGCUCCAGAGCCUUUAGUGCCCUGGAAUAACAUGGCAGAGACAACAGACGAAGUUUCACAGCUUGCAGCAAUCAGGGGUGGCUCCUCCAGCCCUUGAAAAAUCCACCCUCUUGCAGGCUCGGCUGAUGAUGAAUUCGAGGUGACUCGGGAUGGCCAGAUGUAGUAGACGGAAGGAAAUCAGCUCCAAGAAUAGUCCCCUCUGUGGGUGUUUGGUGAAUCAGUGUAAGGGCUGCUCAAGCCUUGGAGGCAGGAGAGCUGGUGGUGAUGCAGCUGCGUGGGUGGGCUGCCCGUGCUCAGCCCUCCCUGGCAGCAAGGAGCAAUCUCUGCUUUGUCUGCCAGGGAAACUGAGGUGGAGAGGCAGGGAAUCUGUCCUUUCUGAUCUUCUGAGCCCAGGUGGCUUGUCCACUUGUCUGCUUGGGUAGCGAAUGUGAAGUGCUCUGAAAUGGGCCUUUUCCCCACCUCACUCGCAUUUGAGUGGGCAGAGAGCCUUGGAGCUUUUACAAGCAUAGGAAAAAGGAAACAGCAAAAUUCAGCAAUCCUUAAAGGGUUGCUGAAUUCCCAAGUUCCCUGGGAAAUUCUGGAGCGAGCUGAGUUUCAGGAAUAAAGAAGUCAGUAUUUAUGCUUAGGGCCUUUACAAAAUCCAGUGAACUGGGUGGAAAUUUUUGUGCGCUCCAGAAAUGGGCCUUGAUCUUGGGCAAGAUGAGCAGCCUCUUUUUUCCCCUCACUUGAUUUCAGAUACACUUUUUAAUAUGCUUUAGAUACAGUGCAGCAGCAAUAUCAUGUUUUUAAUGGCAUCAGUAAAGAACAAGCUUCCCUGGAAGCAGAAGUGUUGUGACUGUCACUCUCCCUUCCAGAUUUCAUCAAUUCAUCUUUGCAAACUCAUCUAUGCAAAGCAUUUCAUCAUGAUGGUGUAAAUCAUGCAUGAGCCCCCUGUACCUGGCUGUAUGUAUGUGAACCAUAGGCCUCAGGAAAAGAGGGUUUUUUUUCUGCUUGCUUUAAAAUGCCUGUAUAGAAUUUGUCAGUGAUAUGAUUGUGUUCAAGGCAGGAUGCAGCCUACUACCUUUGAAGCCACCACAACAUUCAUAUUUGGGUUCAGAAGAAAGAGAAUUCAGGCCUUACAUCAGUGCUUUUAAGCCAAGCCAAUAACCUGCAUCUCCCAAAAAACCCUCCCAGAUUAUUAUCAUUUUGUGUCUUGUUAUCAUCCUGUCUAAUGUGGGUGAGCUUGCUUGGCAUCCUGUGUUGUCUGCAUGUCAUUAAAAAUAAAAAUAAUAAAAAAAACCAAACCUGAUUCUCUUCAAAACUGAAAUUGUACUUAAGUGCUUUUAAAAAUAAACUUAAGGGAAAUCCAAAUGUACAAGAGGCAUUAGGUUGAGGGAGCCUGGGCCCCAGGCUGUCAGCAUCUCCCAUGCUCCCCAAAGCUGUGAGCACCCAAGAAACAUGAGAAAUGAGGGACUGGGCCACAGUGGGAAGCUUGAAGAAAGACCAAUCUGCCUCAGCACUUCAAGGAUUGAAAGAUGUAAAUAUGUUACCAGUGUGUCUGACUUUCUAUUUAGAAGCCAUACAUGUUCUCAGUGUUUGGUCUUUGGGUAAGCUGAUGUACAUUUUUGACUGUACUAAUCACUGUAAAAUGUGUUAGCAUGUAAAACAGAGACAAAUUAAGCCAGAAAAAAUCAGAUGCUGCAUUGGCUGGUUCUCGAGAUGUUUGCUGUACCUGAAACUGACUGAUGGACCAAGACACUGAAGUAUCUCCAGUGCUCCAUACAGCUUGUGAAGACUCUGGUUAAUUCCUUCUUAUCAGCAUGGAACAGGCAGAAUUAAUCCCUAUUUGUUGACCUUGUGUUGGCCAAGUGAUUCACACUUAGGUGUGCAUUUAAGCCUGUCCCCUUAGAGAUGAGGGGAGGGAGAAAAAUCCCUUCUCUGUCUGGGACAGGACAAAAAUCUGGUGAAUUUUGCUUCAUUUUCUGGGCCCUUCUUGCUGUCAACCUUGAGGUUCCUGAUCAAGCCUCUGCAUUGAGCCCAUGUAAAUUGUACUGAGCAACUGCUGCCUGUUGAGUAUAUCCCUGAUUUUACCUGGUGGGAAACAAAUGCUUAUUUUGGGAAUACUGGAGUAAAACUUUGUGUCUUCAUUGUAGGGGAGCUUGGGCUAUGACAAAAAUAAAGCUGUUUCAUGUUUGUUGUUUCUGUAAGGCAGUGGCAGUGAGGGUGAAGAAAUCCAUGCAGAGUCAUGUUGGUUUUAUGAUGAUGUUAGUCUCUUGUGUCCUUUGGCUGACCUUUAUUUUGUCAACCUUACACCUUGUAAUUUUGGCUUAUUAUUGUUUCUGUAGCUGUACUAUGGUUGUGAUAGAAAGCCUAUCAAUUGCUGUAAGCCAUAACUAGAACAGUAAUCAGGGGUUUUUGGGUUUGUUUGGUUUUUUUUGUCUGUGUCACUGUGUUUGAAAGAUGAUUUAAUUCUAUUGAAUAAACAAACCACUUUAAGAGUUUCCUGGGAAA
Molecule: messenger RNA, 8333 nt
Organism: Motacilla alba alba
Lineage: Eukaryota; Metazoa; Chordata; Aves; Passeriformes; Motacillidae
Gene: ST8SIA5
Product: ST8 alpha-N-acetyl-neuraminide alpha-2,8-sialyltransferase 5
Exons: 9
Coding region: 751-1983 (410 amino acids)
Biological process (GO): N-glycan processing; oligosaccharide metabolic process
Molecular function (GO): alpha-N-acetylneuraminate alpha-2,8-sialyltransferase activity
Source: RefSeq, a predicted model, not a curated record